UCAGUGGUGAAAGGGAGCACUUUUUUCUUCUGACCAUCUCUGCUACAGCUCUCUCACACACACAGCCAUCAGGUUUUAUUACAGAGGUGAGAGAUCAUGAUGCGUGUUGUGUUGGUGAUGUUACUACUGGGAGGCGUGUUCGCUGCACCGUUCCUCAUCCCGGAGCACGCGAAGCGCUUUAUCCGUCAGAAGAGGCAGAUCAACCACUGGGACCCCAGUCACUCUCAGAAUGUUUGGGGUUACACGGUGCAGGAACAGGUUAAUGAGUACUGGACUGCGUUGAGGACAGAUAUACAGUAUUACAUGGACAUGGGGAACCUGGUGUUCAACCCCGCUGUGGCUGAUGAGAACUACAGGAUGUACAUGGAGAUGCUGAGAAACGAAAGAGCACAUCUCGACACGAUCACAGGAAGACAGCAAUAGAUCAGACAGAUCACCCUGAUCGGACAGUGACGGAUGGUUCAGUGACUGAUGGCUCUGCUGAUUCUGCGCAUGAUGGUGGAGCUGCUCUUUGUCGGAUGUGUUUCUAGUGUAGAAGUGCAGAAAUUCUAUGCAUCAGAGACUAAUAUAAGCUUAAUCAAUGCAUUAUUUUAUUCUGUUUUAUUCCCUAACACACCUGAGACCCUGGUUUACCUGACACACGUGUGUUAAGAGCUGGAACAGAUGAAAAUGGAUUGAGAUUCUCUGGCCUUUCAGUUAGGAAACGC
Clarias gariepinus (North African catfish) is the source of this 707-nucleotide messenger RNA. RefSeq lists its product as uncharacterized. Bases 97 to 423 code for a protein of 108 amino acids. Lineage: Eukaryota; Metazoa; Chordata; Actinopteri; Siluriformes; Clariidae. The record is from RefSeq and is a predicted model, not a curated record. The transcript has 5 exons.